AUGGACAGGGAGGCCUGGCGUGCUGUGAUUCUUGGGGUCAUAUUUGAAUGCACAGAGGCCAAAAAACAUUGCUGGUAUUUUGAAGGACUCUAUCCCACUUAUUAUAUAUGCCGCCCUUACGAGGACUGCUGUGGCUCCAGGUGCUGUGUGCGGGCCCUCUCCAUACAGAGGCUGUGGUACUUUUGGUUCCUCCUGAUGAUGGGUGUACUCUUCUGCUGUGGAGCCGGCUUCUUCAUCCGGAGGCGCAUGUACCCACCACCGCUGAUUGAGGAGCCGGCAUUCAACGUGUCCUACACCAGGCAGCCCCAAAACCCCACUCCAGGAGCCCAGCCGCUGGGGCUGCCAUACUACACCGACCCCGGAGGAUCGGGGAUGAAUCCUGCUGGGAACCCCGUGGCAAUGGCUUUCCAGGUCCAGCCCAACUCAUCCCAGGGAAGCACGGCCUACCCCCCGCCCCCUUCCUACUGCAACACGCCCCCACCCCCAUAUGAGCAGGUGGUGAAGACCAAGUAG
Molecule: messenger RNA, 513 nt
Organism: Budorcas taxicolor (takin)
Lineage: Eukaryota; Metazoa; Chordata; Mammalia; Artiodactyla; Bovidae
Gene: VOPP1
Product: VOPP1 WW domain binding protein
Exons: 6
Coding region: 1-513 (170 amino acids)
Cellular component (GO): cytoplasmic vesicle membrane
Source: RefSeq, a predicted model, not a curated record